ACAUCGAAGACAAGUAAGAGACAUCUCUAAUUUUCAUCUUUCAAAAAUAUUUUUUCUAGCAUGACAUCGAUGGGUAUUAAAGUGAUCUUCCAUCUUUCACACCGCAACAUUUGGUCUCGUCUACCCUUGUGUGCGGACGUUCCAGUUUGUUCCUUUCCACCACAUAGCGGGUAAACCAAGCAGUUACCAGUAAACCGACCCAGAAAGAUGGCCAGCUUCAAGCCGUUUUUUCUCCUGUUGGCUUUGGGCACCUGCCUGUUCUUUACGGAGGCAAAACCGAGGCUGACUCGAGAGCUUGGCUCUCUGUAUGACGAUAUCCUUACGAGAGAAUUUAAAGAUCUUCUCGAUGAGAAGCUGUUUGGCCAACGAAUGGCGCCAUCUGACGUAUGGGCUAUGAAACUACGUCGAUUUGCCCGCCACUUCGACCUUGACGGCAACGGCGUAGUGACCAAAGACGAAAUCGUUGGGAAGACAGUAGAGGAAGCAAAGAAUUCGCUAGACACAGAAACGGCUGCCGAAGUGGCCGACACUGUAGCUGAGGCAUGGAAGGCCCUGUUCGGCAUGCCUGAAAAUGGACUAACGAUCAGUUCCGAUGAUAUUGUGAAGACAGCCGACAUGGUAUGUGGCAAUGAAGACAGGAAGAGGGAACUCAGAAUAUGGGCAAGAAACGUCUUUGAAGAGGCCGACACUAACCACAACGCCGAACUUAGUCGAUCCGAGCACAGGCUCUCAUUUGAGAUGCUCCGUGUUCCCCCGGCUGGUCUCGAGGCAUCCUUUGUCGCCGCGGAUAGAAACAAUAAUGGCUCAGUCGAAAAGGUUGAACUUGUGGAUGCAGUUGUAGAUUAUUUUUGUAAUAAAUCGCAGGAUUCCCCAUUGUUCGGGCAAUAGGUCUCAACUGCCUCUUCCAUAUCAGAUAUUUUACAGAGAAAAAUCUAUACAGUUCAUGG
Messenger RNA from Lingula anatina, 947 nucleotides. RefSeq names its product sarcoplasmic calcium-binding protein-like. Lineage: Eukaryota; Metazoa; Brachiopoda; Lingulata; Lingulida; Lingulidae. Gene Ontology annotation, molecular function: calcium ion binding. The record is from RefSeq and is a predicted model, not a curated record.